Molecule: messenger RNA, 3925 nt
Organism: Hypanus sabinus (Atlantic stingray)
Lineage: Eukaryota; Metazoa; Chordata; Chondrichthyes; Myliobatiformes; Dasyatidae
Product: polyglutamylase complex subunit TTLL1-like
Exons: 9
Coding region: 2075-3226 (383 amino acids)
Biological process (GO): microtubule cytoskeleton organization; protein polyglutamylation
Cellular component (GO): cilium
Molecular function (GO): tubulin-glutamic acid ligase activity; tubulin binding
Source: RefSeq, a predicted model, not a curated record
GAUCUCGGGUGCUAUCUUUAUGGAGUUGGUAUGUUUUGCCUGUGACUGUCUGGUUUCUCACUUGUCCUCCAGUUUGCUCUCACAGCCCACAAGUGUGUUGAUUUUUCAGUUAGCUACUGUAAAUUGUUCCUAGUGUACUUAGCAGGAAAAUCACUGGGGAAUUGAUGGGCAUGUGAAGAAAUACAAGAAUUAUGAAAGGAAGCUGGUGACUAAUAUCAAAGAAGAUAAUAAAAAAUUUUAAGUACACAAAGGGUAAAAGAGAGUCAAGGGUAGAUAUAGGACCAAUACAAAAUGAUGCUGGAGAUAUUGUAAUGAGAGAUGCAGAGAUAGCAGAGGAACUAAAUGCGUAUUUUGCAUCAGUCUUCACAGUGGAAGACAUCUGCAGUAAACCUGACAUUCAAGAGUGUCAGAGAAGUGAAGUUUGUGCAGUGAAAAUUUCGACUGAGAAGGUGCUCAGGAAGCUUAAUGGUCUGAAGGUGGAUAAAUCUCCGGGACCUGAUGGAAUGCACCUUCGGGUUCUGAAGGAAGUAGCUGGAGAGAUUGAUUGCGGAAGCAUUAAUGAUGAUCUUUCAAAAAUCGAUAGAUUCUGGCGUUGUACUGGAUGACUGGAAAAUUGCAAAUGUCACUCUGCUAUUUAAGAGGGGUGGGAGGCAGCAGAAAGGAAACUAUAGGCCUGUUAGCCUGACAUCAGUGGUUGGGAAGUUGUUGGAAUUGAUUGUUAGGGAUGAGAUUACGGAGUACCUGAAGGCACAUGACAAGUUAGGCCAAAGCCAGCAUGGUUCCCUGAAAGGAAAAUCCUGCCUGACAAAUCUACUGCAAUUCUUUGAGGAAAUUACAAGCAGGGUAGACAAAGGAGGUGCAGUAGACGUGGUGUACUUGGAUUUUCAGAAGGCCUUUAACAAGGUGCUGCACAUGAGGCUGCUUAGCAAGAUAAGAGCCCAUGGAAUUACAGGGAAGUUACUAGCAUGGGUAGAGCAUUGGCUGGUCAGCAAAAAACAGAGUAGGAAUAAAGGGAUCUUAUUCUGGCUGGCUGCCGGUUACCAGUGGACUUCCACAGGGGUCGGUGUUGGGACCGCUGCUUUUUAAGAUGUAUGUCAAUGAUUUAGACUAUGGUAUCAAUGGAUUUGUGGCUAAAUUUGCUGACGAUAAAAAGAUAGGUGGAGGAGCGGCUAGUGUUGAGGAAACAGAGAGCCUGCAGAGAGACUUUGAUAGUUUAGGGGAAUGGGCAAAGAAGUGGCAAAUGAAAAACAAUGUUGGAAAGUCUAUGGUAAUGCACUUUGGUGGAAGAAAUAAACGGGCAGACUAUUAUUUAGAUGGGGAAAGAAUUCAAAAUGCAGAGAUACAAAGAGACUUGGGAGUCCUUAUGCAAGAUGCACUAAAGUUAGCUUGAGUCAGUUGUGAAGAAGGUGAAUGCAAUGUUGGCAUUCAUUUCUAGAUGUAUAGAAUAUAAGAGCAGGAAUGUAAUGUUGAAGCUCUAUUAGGCACUUGUGAGACCACACUUAGGAGUAUUUGUGCAGUUUUGGGCUCCUUAUUUUAGAAAAGAUAUACUGACAUUGACGAGGGUUCAGAGAAAAUUCACAAGAAUGAUUCCAGGAAUGAAAGGGUUACCGUAUGAGGAAUGUCUGGCAGCUCUUGGGCUGUAUUCCCUGGAGUUCAGAGGAAUGGGCGUGAUCUCAUAGAAACAUUCCGAAUGUUGAAAGGCCUGAACAGAUUAGAUAUGGCAAAGUUAUUGCCCAUGGUAGGGGGAGUCCAGAGGGCAUGAUUUCAGAAUUCAAGGACAUCCAUUUGGAACGGAGAUGCGCAGAAAUUACUUCAGUCAGAGGGUGUUUUUUUUUAAAUUUAAGCGUGUCGCACCAGACAGUCAGCCAUUCUUGUCUGGCGUGUGGUGUCAGGAUUGGUCUCCUUUCGGAUUAACCGGGUCACGAUAUGAACGUUCCUGACUUAACCCUUGUAUUUUUUAUGAGGCCAAGUGACUAGCUCAACGCUCAACCCAGCACGGUUCGAAAGCGUGCUUGGAAUGGCCUGACUUGGAUUCGAACUUGGGAACCUUCGUCUCCAGCCGGCCAGAGAUUGGAUGAGUGUACAGACAAUUCGAAAUGUUUUCAGCAUUGAAAAUGGCUACCGUCUGAAUGAUGAUCAAAUUGUGAAUCAUUUUCCAAAUCAUUACGAGCUGACACGGAAGGACCUGAUGGUAAAGAAUAUCAAGCGCUAUCGCCGAGAGUUAGAAAGGGAGGCAAGCCCACUUGUGGAGAAGGACGAAAAUGGCAAAUAUGUUCAUUUAGAUUUUAUUCCAGUCACAUUCAUGCUGCCUGGUGAUUACAAUUUGUUUGUGGAGGAGUUCCGAAAGAACCCAACUAGCACUUGGAUAAUGAAACCAUGUGGAAAAGCUCAGGGGAAAGGAAUUUUUCUUAUCAAUAAACUUUCCCAGAUCAAGAAGUGGUCACGAGACAGUCGGACAACCACGUUUAUAUCUCCAGCUGGGAAAGAGGCAUAUGUCAUUUCAUUGUACAUAGACAAUCCACUACUGAUCGGUGGAAAGAAGUUUGAUUUACGCUUGUAUGUGUUGGUGACCUCCUAUCGACCACUUAAAUGUUACAUGUAUCGGCUAGGAUUUUGUCGAUUUUGUACAAUGAAGUACACGCCAAGCACCAGUGAAUUGGAUAACAUGUUUGUGCAUCUUACAAAUGUGUCUGUACAAAAACUGGGAGGUGAUUAUAAUCCUAUACAUGGUGGGAAAUGGUCAGUGAAUAACCUGAGGCUAUAUCUGGAGAGCACACAAGGGAAAGAUGUAACUGAUAAACUCUUUGACGAUAUUCACUGGAUUGUUGUUCACUCACUGAAAGCUGUGGCACCUGUAAUGAUUAAUGAUCGGCACUGCUUUGAAUGCUAUGGUUAUGACAUCAUCAUCGAUGACAAACUGAAACCUUGGCUCAUUGAGGUGAAUGCUUCACCUUCACUCUCUUCCACUACUGCCAAUGACCGCAUUCUGAAGUACAACCUCAUCAAUGACACCUUGAACAUUGUUGUACCAAAUGGUGAAAUGCCGGACUGCAAGUGGAGCAGAUGCCCACCAAAAGAAACACUUGGAUACUAUGAGCUCUUAUAUGAUGAAGAGUUGGCACAAAAUGAAGGCAUGGAAUAUGAAGGAAAACCACGGUUGGGACUUCCUUUGAAUAAAGGCAAUCGACAGAAAGAUACCAGGAAGCCCAUUUCAACUUGGAAAUAAACUAAACUGUGCACAAACAUUCAAAACAAUGCUCUUAUUUAUCCUCACAUUCAUAUCAUAUAAUGCCAUUCCAGUUACAGUAUUAAUGUCAUAAAAAGACAACGCAUCCUUCCUUCCUGAAUACCAGACCAUCUGCCCACUCAAAUCUCGUGUAAAAGACUAUGCAAACAUCAAAUUAUUUGUAAACAUGCAGAAUCAUUAGCUUAGUGUUUUUGUUUUUAAAAUGGCAACAUAAGUGAGCAGGUGGUAUACGAUGGUGCAAACUGUCAUCAGUAAUUACAUAAGCAAACUUUGCAAAACUGUCAAAUCUGACAUGAAAUAAAUAUUCAGUUUGCAUGUGACAUGACCAAUUAGCCAGUCUUUUUUGAGGCUGGUAUACUGACCCUUUCAAAGGUUUGGGUUGUUGUUCCUACCAUAGUACCGUUUGUAAUGAAAACUAGAGGACUCGUUAUCUUAUUUGUAACUACUACUGGGGUUGGAGACUGAGGAAUUUAUUCAAAUUCUACAAAACCAUUGCUGGUAUUUUAUAAGUUUUAAAAGAUUUCUUGGUAGCAACACUAAUGGCUUUGGUCUUUUACCCAUGACUACUGUUUUGAAACCUACUGGGAUAUCAUGAAGAUGUCCAGAAUUGUGCUUUGAAUUUGCAGUGUUUAUUUAUUUGCAACCAUAAUGCACCUCAUUAAAUACCAUGCCUGGUAA